Molecule: messenger RNA, 1152 nt
Organism: Pleurotus ostreatus (oyster mushroom)
Lineage: Eukaryota; Fungi; Basidiomycota; Agaricomycetes; Agaricales; Pleurotaceae
Exons: 3
Coding region: 1-1152 (383 amino acids)
Source: RefSeq, a predicted model, not a curated record
AUGCCGAUACAGUACCAUCUUCUGUCAGGUUUGGCACCUUGCUGCUGGACGAUCAAACAUCGCAAGGUAGAGGCAGUGGUUGAAGAAGGAGACAUUCAAAUCAGCGACUGCAAAUACCUCUCAUCCUACAAUUGGCUCCAUGAUCAAGGAUCGACUAUCAUCAUCCCAGGGUCCCCUAACGUCCUCCAGGACAUCAACUCUAUCACCCCAGGAUCUAUACAAUUGAUAGCUGAUGGCGAGGGGCCCAGCCAAGGGUCAGGACGGAAUGAGAUGUUUUCGCCUCAUAUGUUGCCGCUCUUUGUUGCCGUGAAUCUUGCUAGAAUUCGCGGGUCUCAGAUCUAUGAGGAGCCGUUCGACUGGACAUCGUUCCACUUCAUCACCGAUCGCUCUCUCCUUCGGCGACUGCAUAGUUGGGCAUGCACCAAGAAAGGCCCACCUUUCAGGAUCGAUAUGCAACGUCUAGGAUCGGAGACCAUCGUUCUUAGCAGGUAUGAGAUGAACAACACCCACUACCCCCGAUCGUUUGGAUCCAGCUUCGAAGACAUGUUUACAAGGCCGGCGGAAGGCUGUGAGAAUACAACAACCCACCACCGAAUCGUUUCAUAUGACAUGGCGGGGUUGAAGAUGGUAGUCCGUUUCGAGGUGGAUGCUUACCUGCAAGAUCCCGACGCCACCAAGCCUGAUGCCAAGAGCGACUGUACUGCAGCACCAGAAGAGCUUCGACUAUCUGGUUAUGAUCUGAAGAUCAGAUCCGGCGGCUCUUGGGAAGUACCCCAGUCAUCCCUCGUGGAGCUCAAAACCACCAAAGCGUUGAACUAUCCGAAAUGGAAGAAGGAUUACCCUCAGCUAUUCCUCUCCCAGACCCCGCAUAGCUACCGCGCUUUCCACGACAACGGAACAAUCACAGAAGUUCAGCAUGACACCUUGGAUUCACUAGUGGCGCGAGGCAUUCAUAGGAGGAAUGCAGAGGCUUUACAAAAGCUUCCGAAGUUGCUAAAGUUGAUAAGGGGAGAAGUCAUUAAACGAGGGGACCGAGGAAGACAUAUGAGCUUGGUAUGUCAAGGCGGUGACCUAGGGCUGCACUACAGAAUGUCGGGUGCUUUGAUACCAGAAAGUGUUAUGACAGCCACAAAUAACUUAUUCGAGGUAUAG